GCAACAGUGACGCUACCCUCUGAGUUACCAUGGCAACGGUGACGCUACCUUCUGAGUUACCAUGACAACGAUGACGCUAUCUGCUUCACAUUUGAUUCUAGAUGAUCAGUGAUACUUUUCUCCAGGUUCGUUAAAACUAAAUCUUUUGUAAUCGUGCAGUUUACUACCGUAAUUACUAUACAAGCGUAGAGACAAGCUUAUUCUUGUAGGUACAACAACAUAAUUUACAGAUUACGCUAUAGUUAAAUUGUAAAUAGAAUAACAGUGCUCCUCUAGACGGAAUAACCAUAUAGGAACUCCUAAUUAUAACUACAUUGAAAAUGCACAUAGAAUUGUGCUGAAGUACUACACCGAGAUAAUUAAAGUUGUUUAAGUUAGUCAAGGCUUGAUAUCUGCUGGUUUUAAGCCAUGAGUGACCCAGAACAGCAAUCCCAGGGGGACUAUGAUGACCAAGAUGAUGGUGACGAGGUGCCUAACGUCUUAGAAGAGGCUUCAACCCAGAACCAACACACAGAUGGAGAGUCGGAGGUGGCGGAGGAACUCUCUCCAACACACACUCCAGCAGGUGCUGGAGCACCAUCGUGGGAGGCGGUGAUCAAGACCUUGGGACCAGACCAUCCGCUGCUACGACGUUUCCAGGACGCCAAGCGUAAGCAACUCCUCGAGGAGAAGAGCCAACUACAGCUGCGACUCAGACAACUGCGUCAACAAACUGAGGACCUGAAAACGGACAACGUGUCACUAGGAGCUCAACUCUUCGACAUCCAGCAAGCUGUUACUCGAGCUCAGGUGGAUCUGGACAAGGCCAAGGCGGAGAGAAAGAAGAAAAGGCAGGCAGUGCAGGCAGCCCAGGAAACACUUGCUCAUGCUCGGGAGGAGGAACGAUCCCUAUUAGUUGCUCUCAAUCAUGCUCGACACCACGAGGUUGAGGUAGGGCGUGAAUUGGCACAGUUGGGAGCUCGGGUGGCAGCAGUGAGGGCUGCCAGGGCACAGAGUGAAGGCGAUGUUACUACCCUUACCCGUGCCAUACACAACACUGCCUGGGACAGAGCCAACCUCGAAAAGGACAAGAUGACGCAGGACAUGUUAGUAGAGCGGUUAAGGACUGCCCUGGAGAGAGAGAGAGCUACGCUGACCGCUCUUCACACAUCCAUCCAGGAGGAGAGAGAGCUCACACAGGCGUCCCAAGCAAGAGCUAGGAUACAACAUGAUGAACUGAUGCAGCUGGAGUGUGAGAGUGUUGGGGUGAAACGAGCAUGGGAGACUAAUGUAGUGACGUUACAGCGACGCUCACAGGAACAUACCUACGCCCACCAGCAUCUGCAGGAGCUCCUGGCUCAGCAGGCAGGACUCCGAGCACAGGUAUAUAACACCCUGAAGGCAGUGAAGGAGGAACAGCUACAACACGAGCAAUACUCUGUCAGGUUGCUGUCCUUGGAACUCGACGUGAGCAAACAAAGGGAACGUCUUGCGUCAGCUCGGGAAGAGACUCAGCAGCUGGUGGAGCGUCAGGAAGAGCUCUCUGCUGUAGUUGAGCAGCUGGAGGCCCGCUUGAAAGGAAAGCAGAAGGAGAUGGCGGAGGAGGUGCGAGUACUAUCGCGACUCUAUGGACGGGUGCAGACGGCCACGGAACGGUACCGAAGAUUGGAAGACCUGGCCCUGGAUAAAGUCAGCGAGCACACCACAGCAUCCAGAGCCGCACACAACCUGCGGAAGCGCGUUGUAGACACCAGAGCCAAGUGCCGCAAGCUAGAGGAUGAGCUGGUUGAAUGGGAACAGAGCGCUACUAAGGCAGCACUCCUGGCCUCAGAUGCUCGAGCUGCUGUUAGCUCCCACACUGCUACCAAGGUCUCCAUUAAUACACUCGUUGACCAGCUCAACGCAGAUAUCGCCAGGUAUGAGGGAGAUCUGAGGAAGGGGCAAGAGAAGAUCAGCACCAACCAGUGCUGCAUCGACAGGCUUAACAAGGAGCUGGCCAAGGUGCUGGACCUCGCUGGGGGUAGCGAGGCACCUCCUGCAGAACGCGAGGAGCGACGCCUGCGACUCCUACUGGCAGAGCGUGAGAAGGAGAGAAAAACACUGGAGGAGGAGGCUCUUACCGUGCAGCACCAUCUGCUGGAGACCAGGGACGCCAGGGAGGCCCUCACCAACAAUACUACCAGACUACAGCAAGAACUAAAUGUGUUGCGGGGACGGCAGACACGACUGGAGGGUGAGGUGGAGCACCAGCGUGGCGCCUUCAGGGAGGCACAGCUGCGGCAGGAGCGGCUGCAUAGAGCAGUAACCACAUUAGACACCAGACUCCACUUCGAGAACCAGGCGAGAGAAGAGGCCUCCCGUGAGGCCCACGCCGCUGAAACUAGACUUCUUGCUAACCUACAGGAGCUGGAAGAGGAGGUGGCGAAAAAAGAAGGUGAAGUGGAACGACUGAGAGAGAAGAGGGAGGAAGUGGAGGGGCAAGUACUGGAGGCGACGCAGGAGAGGGCUCAGCUGGAGAAACAUCUGGUGGAGCUGCGUGAUGCUAGGGACUCCCUCAGGAAGGAAACUGGAGUCGAGGGAGAUCUCCAUGCUAUGAAGACCGAGAUCACCCGCAUGCAGGCUCGGUGGCGCACACUGGAGGCGACGCAGAAAGAGCUAUCAGGGCAGUUGGAGCAGAGUGUGAACGUGGAGGGAGCUCUCAAGACCCGCACUCUGGCCACCGUGGAGAAGUUACGACGUGAUCCCAACUCUGCCAAAGCUACUAGACUCAUGCAUGAAGACAUCCUCAAGAGGAAAAUCGCGAAGGCCAGAAAGAAGCUGCAGGAGGUGCAAGUGGGGACAGAAGCAGCUAGGGAAGAGCAGGCGCGCCUAGAGGAGGAAGGUCAGCACAAGGAGAGAAUCUACGGGCACAAGGUCCGCCUCCUGCAGCACGCCGCCACCCACCUGGAGGAGAGACUAGUCAAGAAGCAAGAGGAACAGCUGCGUCUUCAGGAAUGGCGUGCUCGACUACGACACCUGACGGCACUGCGAGAUGGACGGUACAAGACACUGGCAGCUGCCGGGGAGGAGGCGCAGCAGGCACUCAGGUCGAGGCUGGUGAUGCGAGCACAAGCAUAUACAGGCGUGGUGACGCAGCUUGAGGCCAGCUACCCUCAGAUGGAAGUUAAGCUGAGGAACAUUAAGGGUCUCCUGCAGAAUUUCCUCGAGUGAAAGCUUUUCUGAGGCUGAAGAAUAUUACCUGGAUCAUCCGAGUUGAAAUAGGACGAAUCUCUAUUGUUAUUACAGUAUAUUCAUAUGGAAGCGCCAAAAUCGCAGAGGUCAUACACUAAUAAUAUUAAAUUAAGCGUUAAACCCGAAGGCGUCGAACAGCUCCUAGAGGAAAUGGGUAGCAAUGAGAUUUGAGCCACAAGAGGAAGGUAACUUAAAUUCCUUGGAUUAAGAGCCUCUCAACAACAUCUGGGCACUUCCCUUCAAGGAAUUAUUUAUUUAAAAAUUAUAUAAUUUCCUUAGAAAUGGGUUAAUUCUGAAAUAGGUUCAUUCUCAAUUAACGUAUUGUAAAUGCUUUCUCAGCGACCAGUGAAUCACUGUCUACCACUUAAUUACCAGUGACUAUAAUGUAUUGUGAAACAUGUCGUACAGUAUAUAAAUUCAAAAUUAAUCACAGCUUUAUAUUUCUUAAUCAAAGUAGGCGCUGUAUGCCGAAGCCCAUUUAAAUUUAAAGCAGUAAUAUAGACGAAAAAUUGUUACACAUUUAAAUUAUGAAUAGACAACAUGUUAUGUGUAAAAUAAUUAUCCAUAAACCUUUUGAAUUAGUAUUAAUUUAUUUAAUAAUGUUUAAAAGAUCAAAAGUAAAUUCAAUUCAAUUCAAUUCAAGUUUAUUCUCUAUAAGGGUUACAAUGUGGGGUUUACAGGUUUUGGGUAUUGUGUGGUUUACAUGUUAUAAAAUGCUAAUUACAGAGGGGGCCACUAGGACACCUAGCAUGGCUUGGCAAUUCGAGCAGACUUAGAAAAUGAGCUUGUAAUUUAUAAAGUUGCAACUUACCUAAGAAUAGUAAAUAUUAAGACCGCGUAACCUUUUUCACUACCUAUCAAUCAUAUUUUCAUCGCUAAAAUAAUGAUUAAAGUAAACUGUAUACACAGAGACACCUUUCGAUACGUAUAGUUUAUAAAGGGCUCUCAGUCAUCUAAUGUGAAUUACCCCGCGCGACUCUUUAGAGUUAAGUGGUGUUGGCAGUCAGACAUCUGUGGAUAUAAUGUCUUACUGGUAGGAGCACAGUGAUAGACAGCCCACUGACACCCAUGAACCUAUUUAUUGAUAGGUGAACAUGGGUAACAGGUGUCAAGAAGACUUGUCCAUAUAUCUCAAGGAAAAUAAAUAUUGAAUUAAUUUGGUUAUCCUAGGUUAAAUCUGCAUAUUAUAAUACACAUGUGAAUGCUAAUAUCACAUGAAGUAAAAAUAUUCAUCUCUGAACACAAAUUACUUAUCUUUCUGUAAUAAAUUUGUGUCUGGCGAACGCAUAAAUAUUUACUCUGGUUCAUGAGACGAUAUCUUAUCAGUUUCACAUAAGUAGACCAUUAAGUUUUGUUGGAAAUAAUUGUUACAUUAUUACUAGUAAAUUUUGUAUACUAUAAUAAUAUUGUGUUUACCUGGAGAGAGUUCCGGGGGUCAACGCCCCCGCGGCCCUGUCUAUGACCAGGCAUUUGUGAUGCAGGCAUUUGUACAAAAAAGAAAUGUGCAACUAAUAUAGUAAGUAAAUAGUUAUAGGAAGUUUGUUAUAAGGUAUGCGACCUAAUAAUGAUGUACAAUUAAAUUAUAUUUUUGUUACUCCCACAUUAUGUACAGUUCUCGUCAAAGCUUAAUACAAAAACAUUAAUUUUUUAAAAUAAGGAAAAAUGCACCACAAGAUGAUGAUGAUGCCUGUAGCAGAUGUCAUAUAGUUUAUAUA
Cherax quadricarinatus is the source of this 4925-nucleotide messenger RNA. The record is from RefSeq and is a predicted model, not a curated record. Lineage: Eukaryota; Metazoa; Arthropoda; Malacostraca; Decapoda; Parastacidae.